AUGCAGGGAACCAGGCUGCCUAUUUGCUGCCCCUGCUCAUUCUGCUCCUGUGAACCGGCCGAGGCUGAGAAGGAAAAGGUCCGCCGGGGCCACUCUACCGUGCACAGUGAGACCAAGUACGUGGAGCUGAUCGUGGUCAACGACCACCAGCUGUUCGAGCAGAUGCGCCAGUCGGUGGUCCUCACCAGCAACUUUGCCAAGUCCGUUGUGAACCUGGCAGAUGUGAUGUACAAGGAGCAGCUCAAUACCCGCAUCGUGCUGGUUGCCAUGGAAACGUGGGCAGAUGGGGACAAGAUCCAGGUGCAGGAUGACCUCCUGGAGACCCUGGCCCGGCUCAUGGUCUAUCGGCGGGAGGGCCUCCCUGAGCCCAGUGAUGCCACCCAUCUCUUCUCGGGCAGGACUUUCCAGAGCACCAGUAGCGGGGCUGCCUACGUGGGGGGCAUCUGCUCCCUGUCCAGGGGUGGAGGUGUGAACGAGUAUGACAACAUGGGCGCCAUGGCAGUGACCCUGGCCCAGACGCUGGGGCAGAACCUGGGCAUGAUGUGGAAUAAACACCGGAGCUCCGCAGGGGACUGCAAAUGUCCAGACAACUGGCUGGGCUGCAUCAUGGAAGACACUGGGUUCUACCUGCCCCGCAAGUUCUCGCGCUGCAGUAUCGACGAGUACAACCAGUUUCUGCAGGAGGGAGGCGGGAGCUGUCUCUUCAACAAGCCCCUCAAGCUCCUGGACCCGCCUGAGUGUGGGAACGGCUUCGUGGAGGCAGGGGAGGAGUGCGACUGUGGCUCGGUGCAGGAGUGCAGCCGUGCGGGCGGGAACUGCUGCAAGAAAUGCACCCUGACUCACGACGCCAUGUGCAGCGACGGACUCUGCUGUCGCCGCUGCAAGUACGAGCCGCGGGGUGUGUCCUGUCGAGAGGCCGUGAACGAGUGCGACAUCGCGGAGACCUGCACCGGGGACUCGAGCCAGUGUCCCCCUAACCUGCACAAGCUGGAUGGUUACUACUGCGAUCAGGAACAGGGCCGCUGCUACGGAGGUCGCUGCAAAACCCGGGACCGGCAGUGCCAAGCCCUCUGGGGCCAUGCGGCUGCUGAUCGCUUCUGCUAUGAGAAGCUGAACGUGGAAGGGACAGAGCGCGGGAACUGUGGGCGCAAGGGGUCAGGCUGGGUCCAGUGCAAUAAACAGGAUGUGCUCUGUGGCUUCCUCCUCUGCGUCAACAUCUCUGGAGCUCCUCGGCUGGGGGACCUAGGGGGAGACAUCAACAGUGUUACCUUCUACCACCAGGGCAAGGAGCUGGACUGCAGGGGUGGCCACGUACAACUGGCUGAUGGCUCCGACCUGAGUUACGUGGAGGAUGGCACAGCCUGCGGGCCCAACAUGCUGUGUCUGGAUCAUCGGUGCCUACCAGCCUCUACCUUCAACUUCAGCACCUGCCCUGGCAGCGGGGCGCGCCGGAUCUGCUCCCACCAUGGGGUCUGCAGCAACGAAGGCAAGUGCAUCUGUCAGCCAGACUGGACAGGCAAAGACUGCAGCAUUCACAACCCCCUGCCCACGUCUGCCCCCACGGGGGAGACGGAGAGAUACAAGGGUCCCAGCGGCACCAACAUCAUCAUCGGCUCCAUCGCGGGGGCUGUCCUGGUCGCAGCCAUCGUCCUGGGAGGCACGGGCUGGGGAUUUAAAAACAUCCGCCGGGGAAGGUACGACCCGACCCAGCAGGGGGCAGUGUGAUGCCGGCCACGUCAUCCCUCCCGCUGUCCCCGUCUCCUCCAUCUCAUUCGUCACCUCACAUUCUGUU
This is a messenger RNA of Neomonachus schauinslandi (Hawaiian monk seal), 1792 nucleotides long. RefSeq names its product ADAM metallopeptidase domain 11 (gene ADAM11). Gene Ontology annotation, molecular function: metalloendopeptidase activity. Gene Ontology annotation, biological process: proteolysis. The record is from RefSeq and is a predicted model, not a curated record. Bases 1 to 1725 code for a protein of 574 amino acids. NCBI's taxonomy places the organism in Eukaryota, Metazoa, Chordata, Mammalia, Carnivora, Phocidae. The transcript has 20 exons.